CAGCCAGUCAACGUGCUCCAGCAACUCCACGUCUCAACAUUGAUUUCUUUCUCCCGCCCUGCUCCAUUGAUUAGUUAUUAUAACUACACUGCCUCCAAACCCUUAAGGAAUGCUAUAACGAAAUAUGAACACAAUUGUUUUCGUGAGAAAGCAGGAAAAUUGUAAUUUAUAAACGUAAUUAUUAGGUUGGGAGAGUACGGAGCAUGCGCGGCGAUGAUGAGAGGUGAGAGAGUGAGAGACCUUUGCUGCUGUUUUCCCAGGCAGUGUGUUUGUGGCAGUGGUGAGUGAGGCAGUGUGGCACCCGGCGUCUCCCGCCCACUCUCACUGGCACUCCCCGGCUCCUGGCACCCUGCAGGUGUGUUUUAAGUGUCCACCGAGACUGGCCUCAAACACUGCCUGCACACGUGCAUCGCCUCAUUGUCAACAAAGAAAGAUCAGGUACUGGGCGCUUCUGCUCCACCGGCGUCGCCCCGCUCCACUCCAGUCAAGGUAUACCUCACACAUGAACGGUACAGUCAAGGAAGAAGUAUACCAACGUGUCAUCAGAUGAUACACAGCGCCUCCUCAUGUGUCGUCGCCAGCUGAUACGUAAUUACUCGGUGAUACAUGAACAAUGAACUGAAGUAGAUUUAAAAGUGUGGAAUUGUGUACAAGAUAGUGUCAAUAGUGUGAGAGAGAGAUUAAGAGUUGUGUUGAGGAGGAAGAGGCGCCAUCAUGGAACAGCUACUGGAGCAUAUCGGGGAGUUCGGAGUGUACCAGCGGCGACUCUUCCUCUUGCUCUCACUCCCAACCAUCGUUGUCUCCAUGCAGAAGUUGGCCUGGGUCUUCCUUGGCGCCCGCGUUGACCACAGGUGUCGUCUGUGGUGGGAGGACGACAACGCCACCUUCACCCUGGACGACGACGUGGCCAACGUCUCGCUGCCCUGGGACCCCCACCGUCAACACUACCACCAGUGUUACUUCUGGAGCGAGGUGUCGCUGGAGCCGCUGGGGCGACCCAACACCAGCCACGUCCAGCCUUGUGACGCCAUGGUCUACGACACCUCAGAGUACCGCACCAGCGCUGUUAUUGACUACGAGCUGGUGUGCGAGCGGGCCUGGCUGAGGGCCACCGUGCAGAGUGUCUACAUGAUGGGCAUGCUGGUGGGCUCCUACCUCUUUGGUGACCUCUCAGACAGGUUGGGUCGGAAGCCAGUGUUCCUGAGUGCCCUGGUGCUGAUGGUGGUCGUGGGUGUCGGCCAGGCUAUCAUACCGGACUACUUCGCCUUCACCACCCUCAGAUUCAUUCUCGGUGCCUCGCUCCAGGGAGUCUUCCUCGUCGCUUAUGUCAUGGGCAUGGAACUAGUGGGUAAGCGGAGGCGAGUGCUAGUGGGAGUCCUCGCUCAAGCCUUCUACACCAUUGGGUUUUUCACAGCAGCAGCCCUGGCCUACAUGAUCUCCUCCUGGCGCUGGCUUCAGGUCGCCAUGACACUACCUGCCUUGCUUUUCAUCCCAUACUACUGGAUUAUCCCAGAGUCAACUCGCUGGCUCAUCACCAAGGGCAGGACAGCUGAGGCAAGGAACAUCCUGGAAAACGCUGCCAAAGUCAACAAAAAGACGGUGACAGAGGACAUGAUGCUACAGGCACUAGAGAUGUCAAGCGGAGAUAAGGAUGCUGCCAAAGGAAACUUUUUGGACCUCUUUCGCUACCCAAACUUACGCAAGAAAACCUGCAAUGUCUUCUUUAACUGGUUCGUCAACAGUGGCGUAUACUAUGGGCUAUCCCUCAACACGGGUAACCUUGGAGGUAAUGCCUACCUCAAUUUUGUGAUCAGUGGGAUGGUGGAACUGCCUGCCCACGUCAUCACCAUUCUCCUCCUGGACCGCGUGGGCCGCCGUAUCCCACUCUGUACUUUCCUUGUCCUUGGUGGCUUGGCGCUCGUCUCCACCAUGUUCGUCCCCAAAGAUUUGUCAUGGCUGUUGAUCACAUUGGCUAUGGCAGGCAAGUUGUGCAUCACAGCCUCCUACGCUAUCAUCUACGUGGUCACAGCCGAGAUCUUCCCAACGGUAGUGAGGAAUGUGGGAGUAGGCUCCUCUUCCAUGGUGGCUCGUGUAGGCGGUGCCCUUGCUCCAUACAUCAAUCUUUUGGGAGACCAAUGGCAGCCUCUUCCUUUACUGAUAUUUGGAUCGCUGGCCUGCACUGCAGGGCUGUUAGCCCUGCUGCUUCCAGAGACACUAGGCCGCCACCUCCCAGAGACCAUCCAAGAUGGAGAAAACUUUAGCAGCAGAAAGUGGAAGGAUAGUAAGGAAUCUAAAGCAAAACCAGAAGCAGAACAGCUCCAGUCAUUGAAAGAAAAUGUACAGGGGCUUUCCCCACAGGCUGAGGAAAGGAGAGAAAAAAAGGAUGAGGAGCAGCUACAGGCCCUCACAGAGCCUCAACACCAACUCUUUCCACAGCAGAAUGCACCACCAACACACUCAAAUUAAAAAUGAAUAUGAUCAAACUUUAAAAAUGUCAGAUGCAACUAUUUAGUCACAUUUUUAAUCACGUCUUUAUUUUCAUGAUAUACACACAUUAUAAAAAAUGUUUUUGUUUUAAUAAAUAAAAGAUCAAAACACACUAUCUUCAGCAGAAUUCUGCUGGAUAUAAAUGCCCCUCUGCCUUUUAAAAUUACCUAAUUUUCAAUUAAAUUUUGUAUUUAAAUGAAGUUUGCCAUCAAUUAGGAACACUUGAUCUAGGUGCCUUCACAAUUUAUAAUAGGAGGUUUACUCACUCUCCCUAAUUGUGCUUGUAAGGGUUGAAUAUGAGCGCUUUGGUCAUGCCACUCAACCUUCAGUCAACGGGUGUACAGGUUACACAACAUUUUGGGCUCCAGCAUGUAUCUGCAGCUGUGCUUAGUCUACCUACACAACUUCACUCAUAUUUCAUUCUAGUUGUUAAUUAUUCUGACAGCUGGCGUGUGUUUAGGCUAGGGCACUUGCCCUCGGCUUGUGAGCAUACUUGCACAAAAUAUAGACAAACAUUUGUAAAAAUCCACAUUGGCUUCAUGUACGUGUGGUUGUUAUUAAUAUUUUAAUAAAGAAAUUAUAAGUA
Procambarus clarkii (red swamp crayfish) is the source of this 3073-nucleotide messenger RNA. NCBI's taxonomy places the organism in Eukaryota, Metazoa, Arthropoda, Malacostraca, Decapoda, Cambaridae. The record is from RefSeq and is a predicted model, not a curated record.